AUGUCCGCAGGUGCUCCUCCCUCCUCGCUCGAUCCCCGCUCCUCUCGAGUCGUCGCCCCUUUGGCUCCUGUUGCGAUGCUGAGCCCACCUCCGGCCCCACCCGCGACGGCGCAGGAUGAGGUGCGUCCCUUGCCGCCGAUGAAGAUUAAGCUUUUUCCGUACGCCGUGUACUGCGUGUUCGGCGGCAUGGGCCGCACCUGGGGCAUGGCUAUGGUCGGGCUCCACAUUGUGAUCUGCAUCGUCAAGGUCCUCUCCUUCACUACAGAUCCCGAGGAGGCCCGCUUCUGGAUACCGAUCUUCCGCGUCUGGGUGUACCUCUGCAUCGCCGCCACGGUUGUCAUGACGUGCGUGUGCAUCGUCUACUACAUGCCCGUGUAUGGGGUGUACGCCGUGAGGCUUUGUGAUGAAGGGAUCAAUGGUAAGGACCAGCGUGCUGAAAAGAUUUUGCUUUCUCUUGCCCCACCAGUCGAAGCAAAGAUAGAGGACAGAUGGUGGGAAACAUCAGUGAAGUCACAUCACUUGACGGCCCGAGUUGAACAUGACCAUCGUCGAAAAGUGGAGGAAAAGAGCAACCUGUUGAGUGCCAUGAUAACAAAAAGGCCAGUGCACUAA
Molecule: messenger RNA, 612 nt
Organism: Miscanthus lutarioriparius
Lineage: Eukaryota; Viridiplantae; Streptophyta; Magnoliopsida; Poales; Poaceae
Source: the annotation of a GenBank genome assembly